GCAGGUUCGCACUGACUCCGCGCGAACUUUGCAGGAUCAAAAAGGUGGCCAUGGCUCUUCCGCAAUGAAGGAUGAAUUCGCUCCCGCGGGGCCGCCUGCUUCUGGGGGUAGUCGCCCUUCUGCUGGUGGGGGGCUACGUCCAGCCCAGAGGAUUAUGUGGGACUGCGGAAGCCUUGGCGAGGAGACGGGGCGAUGCCCGGGAGCCCAGACAAUCUUCUCUCCAUCCCAAAGGUCUCUCCUUCUACAGAGGCUCCUCCUCUACCUCACACUCCAUGCGGUAUUUCUACACGGGGGUAUCUCAGCCCAGCCAGGGGCUGCCCCGGUUCAUCGUUGUGGUGUACAUAGAUGACCAGCCCAUCACUCACUAUGACAGCAACACUCAGGAAAAGGUGCCUGUUGCCCCCUGGAUGAAGAAGGUGGAGAAGGACAAUCCCAGGGACUGGAGUGCAGAGAGUCAAGCCUUGCUACGCAAUGAGGAUUUGUUCAAAAAAAGUUUAGUGGCCCUGCAGAAUAGCUACAACCAGACCAGUGGCACAGGGCUCCACACGCUGCAGCUCACGUAUGGCUGUGAGGGGGGAACAGAAGAGCAGCUUGGGCUGAGGUACUGGAAGUUUGGCUAUGAUGGGGAGGACUUCCUGGACUUCGACAAGGAGACCCUCAGCUGGACGGCGGCAGAUAGGCAGGCCGAGAUCUCCAAGCAGAAGUUGGACUCCCUUCUGAACUAUUCCAAGCAAUGCAUGUCCUACCUGGACGAGAAAUGCAUUGAUUGGCUGCAAAAGCGCCUGGAGUAUGGAAAGGAGGCUCUGCAGAGGACAGAGCGCCCAACAGUAAAGGUGGCACGCAAGGAGGGCUACGGUGGCCAGGAGACCCUCAUCUGCCAGACCCACGGCUUCUACCCCAAGGAGAUUGAGAUCGCCUGGACAAAGGAUGGGGAGGUCAAGUGGCAGGACACCUUGACAGGGGGUGUUGUCCCCAACUCAGAUGGGACCUACCACACCUGGCUCAGCAUCGAGGUGGACCCCAAGGACAGGGGCCGCUACCGGUGCCAGGUGGGACAUGACAGCCUGCGGGAGCCCCUGCAUUUAGCUUGGGAAGAGCCAGCAUCCAACGUGGGGCUCAUUGUGGGAGUCCUUUUGGGGGUCCUGGCUGCUCUCAUCCUGCUGGGGGCUGGAGUUGCCUACUACUUGAAAAAAAAUCGUUGUCCUGAGAGCAGCUAUGAAAGAGCAACAGGAGAUUAA
This is a messenger RNA of Eublepharis macularius, 1238 nucleotides long. Its product is annotated as major histocompatibility complex class I-related gene protein-like. The transcript has 8 exons. The record is from RefSeq and is a predicted model, not a curated record. Gene Ontology annotation, cellular component: external side of plasma membrane. Lineage: Eukaryota; Metazoa; Chordata; Lepidosauria; Squamata; Eublepharidae. Gene Ontology annotation, biological process: immune response. Bases 72 to 1238 code for a protein of 388 amino acids.